Molecule: messenger RNA, 138 nt
Organism: Medioppia subpectinata
Lineage: Eukaryota; Metazoa; Arthropoda; Arachnida; Sarcoptiformes; Oppiidae
Source: the annotation of a GenBank genome assembly
CCGCGAUCGCGAAAAAUCAAAAAGAGUAAAGACAAGAAAGUGGAUGAGAAGAGACCGCGGACUGCGUUCACAGCCGAGCAGUUGAGUCGAUUAAAGCAGGAAUUUGUGGACAAUAAGUAUGGCAUUGAUUUUUCUUAA